This is a messenger RNA of Lynx canadensis (Canada lynx), 1408 nucleotides long. Its product is annotated as heterogeneous nuclear ribonucleoprotein A3-like. Bases 12 to 1082 code for a protein of 356 amino acids. The transcript has a single exon. The record is from RefSeq and is a predicted model, not a curated record. NCBI's taxonomy places the organism in Eukaryota, Metazoa, Chordata, Mammalia, Carnivora, Felidae. Gene Ontology annotation, molecular function: RNA binding.
CUGGUCUCAAAAUGGAGGUAAAACCGCCGCCCAGUCGCCCCCAGCCCAACUCUGUCCGUCGCUGCUACCACCGGGGAGAGGAGGGCCAUGAUCCAAAGGAACUAGAGCAGUUGAGAAAACUGUUUAUUGGUGGUUUCAGCUUUGAAACUACAGAUGAUGGUUUAAGAGAAAAUUGUGAAAAGUGGGGCACACUUACAGACUGUGUGGUGAUGAGAGACCCCCAAACAAAAUGUUCCAGAGGUUUCGGUUUUGUGACUUACUCUUGUGUGGAGAAGGUGGAUGUAGCAAUGUGUGCUCGACCACACAAGGUUGAUGGGCAUGUAGUGGAACCAAAGAGAGCUGUUUCUAAAGAGGAUUCUGUAAAGCCUGGCACCCAUCUAACUGUGAAGAAAAUUUUCGUUGGUGGUAUUAAAGAAGAUACAGAAGAAUAUAAUUUGAGAGACUACUUUGAAAACUAUGGCAAGAUGGAAACCACAGAAGUUAUGGAGGACAGGCAGAGUGGAACAAAGAGAGGAUUUGCUUUUGUAACUUCUGAUACAAUUGAUACAACUGUUGUUCAGAAAUACCACACAAUUAAUGGGCAUAACUGUGAAGUGGAAAAGGCCCUUUCCAAACAAGAAAUGCGGUCUGCUGGAUCGCAAAGAGGUCGUGGAGGUGGAUCUGGCAACUUUAUGGGUUGUGGAGGAAACUUGGGAGGUGGUGGUAACUUUGGCCGUGGUGGAAACUCUGGUGGAAGAGGAGGCUAUGGUGGUGGAGGUGGUGGCAGCAGGGGUAGUUAUGGAGGAGGUGAUGGUGGAUAUAAUGGAUUUGGAGGUGAUGGUGGCAACUAUGGUGGUGGUCCUGGUUCUAGAGGUGGAGGAGGCUAUGGUGGUGGUGGACCAGGAUAUGGAAACCAAGGAGGUGGAUAUGGUGGCGGUGGUGGCGGAUAUGAUCGUUACAAUGAAGGAGGAAAUUUUGGAGGUGGUAAGUAUGGUGGUGGUGGGAACUGUAACGAUUUUGGAAAUUAUAGGGGACAACAGCAAUCAAAUUACGGACCCAUGAAGGGGGGCGGUUUUGGUGGAAGAAGCUCAGGUAGUCCCUAAGGUGGUGGUUAUGGAUCUGGUGGUGGAAGUGGUAGAUGCGGUAGCAGAAGGUUCUAAAAAUUUUCAGAAGGGCUACAGUUCUCAGCAGGAGAGAGAGCGAGGAGUUGUCAGGAAAGCUUCAGGUUACUUUGAGACAGUCGUCCCAAAUGCAUUAGAGGAACUGUAAAAAUCUGCCACAGAAGGAACGACGCUCCAUAGUCAGAAAAGUUCCUGCAGCUUCAACAGGAAACCCUUCUUGUUCAGGACGGUCAUAGCCACAGUUGGCAAAAAGUGCAGCUAUUGAUUAAUGCAAUGUAGUGUCAAUUAGAUGUGUAUUCCUGAGGUCU